GUUUGAUGUCCGCGCAUGCGCAGCGCGGAGGGCGGGGCGACGCGUCAGAGGCACGUGACAUCGCCGCCGCUCCACUUCCUUCUUCCGGGAUCGAGAGUCUCCAAACAUCCUCCGCCGAGUGAAAUAAUGUCUCAUCAGACGGGUAUUCAGGCUGCUGACGAGGUGAAAGAUGUUUUCGGCAACGCCAGGAACGGACAGUACAGACUCCUGAAGAUCGUGAUCGAAAACGAGGAGCUGGUUCUAGGCUUCACCAAAGCGGCCGCUCGCAGCUGGGAGGAAGACUAUGAUGCUCUUCUGCUUCCUGCGCUGGAUAAAGAGCUGCCCUGUUAUGUCCUGUUCCGCCUGGACUCCACCAACAGCCUGGGACACGAGUGGAUCUUCAUCGCCUGGUCACCUGACCACUCACCGGUGCGGCACAAAAUGCUGUACGCCGCCACCAGAGCCACGCUCAAGAAGGAGUUCGGCCUCGGACACAUUAAAGAUGAGAUGUUCGGCACCGUAAAGGAUGAUGUUUCUCUCAGCGGAUAUAAGAAACACGUCACGGCUCAAUCGGCUCCUCUGCCACUGACGGCCGCUGAGGAGGAACUACGACAGAUCAAACUCAGUGAGGUUCAGACAGACAUUCACGUGAACACUACUAAGCAAACUCUGCAGGGUGUGGCGUUCCCUCUGGACGGAGAGGCUGUCGCUGCGUUACAACAGUUCAAGGACAAAACACUCAACUACGUUCAGCUGAGCAUCAAUUUUGAGAAGGAGCUGAUCGUGUUGUCGAACACGGACGCCACGGAGGUGAAGGAUCUGCCCAAGCGGAUCCCCAAAGACGCGGCGCGCUAUCACUUCUUCCGCUACAAGCACUCGCACGAGGGCGACUACCUGGAGUCUGCAGUGUUUAUUUACUCCAUGCCGGGAUACAGCUGUGGGAUCCGCGAGCGCAUGCUUUACUCCAGCUGCAAGAAUCCACUGCUGGAGAUGGUGGAGAACAAACUGCAGAUGGAGGUGGAGAAGAAGCUGGAGAUCGAUAACGGCGACGAGCUGACGGCCGAUUUCCUCUACGACGAGGUUCAUCCCAAGCAGCACGCGCACAAGCAGGCCUUCGCCAAACCGCGCGGGCCGCCCGGCCGAAGAGGCGAGCGCAGGAUCACGCGACGACCCGGAGACGGCCAGGACGCCGACGAUUAACCCUCCAUCAGCAGACGAGGCCACGCCAUUCAUUCCUCACAGAAUCCGACGCAGAACUAUGCACAAUGAGACACAAACACCUCUGCGGUGCGUUUACGAGGUGUACUUCAAUUUCAAAACGAACCAACCAAUUAUUAAACAAUAUCGUGCAAGGCUUUAGUGAUUUUAAACUGUGCCAAAAUCAGGUCGUAGUUACUGCUGAAGACGUGACCUCUGCAAACAUUCGCCAUUCCUUUUAUUGUGUCUCAUAUUGUUUUAUUUUUCUAUUUUUUACCAAACACGAGGGAGAUGCCAAUCACGGCUCUGAUGGAUCAAACUCAUUUUUUUACGACAUAAACUCAUUUUUUGAUAUGAUUGUUUUGGUUCCCAUGUGCCAGGAUGCUCAUUUUUCUAUGCAAAUGCUGUUCUGUUGUUUUCUUUUCCAAUGUUUUUGUCUCUGAGGUGCAUUUCCCCGCCGUCUCCCGAGGCAUUACGAUGGAGCCAGAUCAGGACGCGUUAUUAUGAUGAAUCUAAAAAGGGAAGAUGGAAAUACAUGGGUGAAUUCGAUUGAAUCACUGUUGGGUCAAAACGAACACAGGUCACAUGGAGUAUCUACUGUCAUUUGGCAAACCACUGUUUAGCGUCCGUACUGUGACGGCAGCCGCUCGAGUUUCACAUGUAGCCUGUCUGUGCCGUGUGUGUGUGUGUGUGUGUGUGUGUGUCUAUGUGUGUGUGUGUGUGUAUACAGACGUCUCAAAUCUAUGUACAACUUUGUUUUUUUGUUUUUUAGAGAAAAAUAAAGUAUUUGAAUCAUUGAA
Messenger RNA from Onychostoma macrolepis, 1976 nucleotides. RefSeq names its product twinfilin actin-binding protein 1a (gene twf1a). NCBI's taxonomy places the organism in Eukaryota, Metazoa, Chordata, Actinopteri, Cypriniformes, Cyprinidae. Gene Ontology annotation, molecular function: actin filament binding; actin monomer binding. Gene Ontology annotation, cellular component: myofibril; cytoplasm; actin filament. Bases 16 to 1179 code for a protein of 387 amino acids. Gene Ontology annotation, biological process: barbed-end actin filament capping; regulation of lamellipodium assembly; positive regulation of neuron projection development. The record is from RefSeq and is a predicted model, not a curated record. The transcript is spliced from 9 exons.